AUGACUGAUCUUGACAACAGGGCCAAGACACAGUCUGUGAAGCUGACGGGGCAAUACACUGCUCCCAAGCUAGUGGAAGAUGAAAUCAUGGAAGAAGUGGAGAAUUCCCCGGUGGUAGUGAGUUCAGUGAGUUCAGGCAAUGGUAAAUCAGUAUAUUCGAAAGAGAAUGAUUACCAGAGGCGAAAGUACGAUACAAUACAACAAAUGGAAAAGGCAGGUGACGAGUCCAAAUCCUAUAAAGAGCGCAUGAAGCUGAAGUCAUUGGAAAAUGGUCAAGAGGACUCGUCUAAAGAGGAAGAAAAAGGUCUAGAACGAAGAAAACAGAGAAAACGUCGUUGGGAUGUUACUGACGAGGAUACCAAUCAGAUUGACAAGAAGACAAAAGUUGAUGGAGUGAUUGAGACCUCCAGUUUGCCCACUAUCAAUGGAAUUGAACUCAAUGACGAGAUUUUGAACAAAUUGCUUCCACCUGGAUUUGUGAAGAUACCACAGCCUGAAAGUUAUAAACCAAGAGACGAUGAAUUGCCAGAUUUCUCCAACUUCGAUGCCUCUGGCAAUGCUGAUGGCUACAUGAUACCGCAAGAGAGCAAAAUGCUCGUGGAGGCUAAAUUGGUGAACCCAGCCAUGAUUUCUGAUGUUUCGGGAAUUGGUGAACUACAGUUUUUCAAAGAAGAGGACAUGAAGUACUUUGGAAAACUCAUAGUGAAAAAGGAUGUUCCACCAGAGAGCAUGUCUGUGGAUGAAAAGAAAGAAAUCAGGACUAUGAGGCUUUUGCUGAGAAUCAAGAAUGGAUCAACACAAAACAGAAAGACUGCUCUGAGAUCUCUCACAGAGAAUGCCAGAUUCUUGGGACCAAAGGUACUAUUUGAUCAAAUUCUUCCUUUAAUGAUGGAGAAGAGUCUCGAGGACCAGGAAAGACAUUUGCUUGUGAAGGUCAUAGACAGGAUCCUCUUCAAGCUGGAUGAGCUGAUCAGGCCAUACACUCACAAAAUACUAAUUGUGAUCAUGCCUUUACUGGUAGACUCGGAUUUGGUGGCUAGACUGGAAGGAAGAGAGAUCAUCUCCAAUCUGUCAAAGGCCGCUGGUCUGGCACACAUGAUCUCAACUCUUAGACCUGAUAUAGACAGCUCUGAUGAUUACGUGAGAAACAUUGUUUCGAGGACUUUUGGCGUUGUCGCCUACUCCCUUGGUGUACAGAACCUGUUACCCUUUCUCAAGGCCGUGUGUCACUCCAAGAAGAGUUGGCUUGCCAAACACACCGGAGCCAGAAUUGUUCAGCAAAUUGGCAUGAUUAUGGGUUCAGGAAUUUUGCCGCAUUUGAAUGGCUUGAUUUCGUGUGUGGCUGAUUCGAUAAAUGACGAAAAUGCACAGGUGAGAAUAAUGACCGCUAAUGCGAUAGCUUCGCUGGCAGAAUCUGUUGCGCCGUAUGGUAUUGAGUCCUUUGAAGAAAUACUGCAAGACCUUUGGGGAGGAAUGAAGAAACACAGAGGUAGAGGACUGGCUGCUUUUUUGAGGGCUAUAGGUUCCACCAUACCACUUAUGGAUGAGGAGUAUGCCAACUAUUACACACGGGAAGUCUUCAAAAUUCUUUCCAGAGAGUUCUCUUCUCCUGACGAGGAAAUGAAGAGAACUUGUCUCAAGGUGGUCCAACAGUGCUGUGAAUCAGCUUCCGUUCUCACUAAAAAGUACAUGCUCAAUGAGGUUUUGGAAAAUUUCAUGACCAACUUCUGGAACAGAAGAACCGCUCUGGAUAAAAGAGUAGCAGGUUUGUGUGUCCACACAACUGUCACGAUUUCCAAGAAGGUUGGAUGUGCUGAGAUUGUUGAGAGGAUCCUUGUUCAUUUGAAGGACAGUGCCGAGCCAUUUAGGCGAAUGGCUGUAAGCACUUGCGAUACGAUAAUCUCAGAGAUAGGUAGCAUGGAUCUUUCAGAUAGAACGGUUCACAGGCUCGUUGACGGGUUACUUGUUGCAUUCCAGGAGCAGACGACACAAGAUCCGGUUUUCCUGAAUGGCUUUGGCCACAUUAUUAAAUCGAUCGGCAUAAGGUCAAAGCCUCAUUUGCCCUCAAUCCUGAGUACACUUUUGUACAGGUUGAAAAGCAAGUCUCCCGAGGUUCGUCUGCAAGCUGCUGAUUUAAUUACUCAGAUAGCACCGGUAAUCAAGCUGUGUGGGGAAGAGGAUAUUUUGGCCAAGCUGGGAUCCAUAUUGUAUGAAUCUUUGGGAGAAGUGUUUCCCGAUGUUUUGGGAUCGGUGAUUGCAGCUCUUGGUUCAAUCGUGGUGGCCUUGGGUGCCGCUUCCAUGAAUCCACCAAUUUCUCAAAUUCUGCCAACUCUGACCCCUAUAUUGAAGAAUCGUCAUGUCAGAGUUCAAGAAACCACCAUUGAGUUGAUUGGAAAAAUUGCGGACAAAGGAAAAGAGUUUGUGAACCAUCGCGAAUGGAUGCGUAUCAGUUUUGAAUUGCUCGAAAUGUUGAAAGCAAGUAAGAAGUCCAUCAGAGUCGCUGCAAAUGAGACCUUUGGGCACAUAGCCAAGGCAAUCGGACCUGCGGAUGUUUUAGUGACUUUGUUGAACAAUUUGAAGGUUCAAGAACGUCAAUUGCGUGUUUGUACAGCAGUUGCGAUUGGAAUUGUUGCCAAAACAUGUUCGCCAUUCACAGUUCUGCCUGCACUAAUGAAUGAGUAUCGUACACCAGAAGUUAAUGUCCAGAACGGUGUUUUGAAAGCUAUGACUUUCAUGUUUGAGUACAUAGGAGACAUGAGUGCUGAUUAUGUCUACGCUGUGUCUCCUCUUCUGGAAGAUGCUCUCAUCGAGAGGGAUCUUGUACAUCGCCAAACUGCUGCUACGGUAGUCAGACACAUGGCUCUGGGAUGCGUUGGGAUGGGACUGGAGGAUGUGUUCUUGCACUUCUUGAACUUGCUGAUUCCAAACAUAUUUGAAACCUCGCCGCAUGUCAUCAGAAGAAUCAUGGACGGGAUUGAAGGAUGUCGUAACAUCGUGGGUCCAGGCUUGGUGAUGAACUAUUUACUUGCCGGGUUAUUCCACCCUGCUCGAAAGGUGAGGCAUGCUUACUGGAGGAUCUUCAAUGAAAUGUACGUUCAGAGCUGUGAUGCUAUUGUUCCUUUCUAUCCUAGGCUGGACGGUGUAGGUCCUGCCCCAGCCAUGGAAGGAAAUGCCGCGACGAGAACACCAGACAUUCCUGAGCUUGAUCUUAUGAUCUAG
Kuraishia capsulata CBS 1993 is the source of this 3219-nucleotide messenger RNA. RefSeq lists its product as uncharacterized. Gene Ontology annotation, biological process: spliceosomal complex assembly. Gene Ontology annotation, molecular function: mRNA binding. Bases 1 to 3219 code for a protein of 1072 amino acids. The transcript has 2 exons. Lineage: Eukaryota; Fungi; Ascomycota; Pichiomycetes; Pichiales; Pichiaceae. Gene Ontology annotation, cellular component: catalytic step 2 spliceosome; U2-type prespliceosome; U2 snRNP. The record is from RefSeq and is a predicted model, not a curated record.